UGUCGGUUUUUCAUUCAAAUCUCUCUCGAAAAGCACCGAAACCCACCGAAACAUUACUACUAUCGUCACUUGAGAAUUCCUUCCGACAACCAUGUCGAUGAUCCCGAGUUUCUUCGGCGGGCGCCGGAGCGGCAUCUUCGACCCCUUCUCCCUCGACGUUUGGGACCCCCUCGAGGGCUUCGGCGUCGCCCCUGCCGCCCAACCGUCCGGCGGGGACCGGCAGGCCACGGCCAUAGCGAACGCGCGGAUCGACUGGAAGGAGACCCCGGAGGCGCACGUGUUCAAGGUGGACCUGCCGGGGCUGAACAAGGCGGAGGUGAAGGUGGAGGUGGAGGACGGGAGGGUGCUGCAGAUCAGCGGGGAGAGGCGCAGGGAGAAGGAGGAGAAGACGGACAAGUGGCACCGCGUGGAGCGGAGCACCGGGCGGUUCAUGCGGCGGUUCAGGCUGCCGGAGAACGUGAAGCUGGACGAGGUGCGGGCCAACAUGGAGAACGGGGUGCUCACGGUGGUCGUCCCUACGGUGGAGGAGAGGAAGCCCGAGGUCAAGGCCAUCGACAUCGGCGGCGGAGAGCCGGAGAGACAGAGGAUUGCCGGUUGAGUAAGCUGAUGGAGGAGGAGGUGUGAGAAGAGAAAGAGGAGACAAGAUGGCGUGUUUUGGCUGGUAAAUAAGGUCAACGUCAACGUUGUGUUUUCUCGUUCGUUCGUUCGUUGU
Molecule: messenger RNA, 712 nt
Organism: Rhodamnia argentea
Lineage: Eukaryota; Viridiplantae; Streptophyta; Magnoliopsida; Myrtales; Myrtaceae
Product: 17.8 kDa class I heat shock protein-like
Exons: 1
Coding region: 92-598 (168 amino acids)
Biological process (GO): protein complex oligomerization; response to hydrogen peroxide; response to heat
Source: RefSeq, a predicted model, not a curated record